Messenger RNA from Zingiber officinale, 1447 nucleotides. RefSeq names its product protein BTR1-like. Gene Ontology annotation, cellular component: cytoplasm; cytosol. The coding region runs from base 225 to 1250 and encodes 341 amino acids. NCBI's taxonomy places the organism in Eukaryota, Viridiplantae, Streptophyta, Magnoliopsida, Zingiberales, Zingiberaceae. Gene Ontology annotation, biological process: regulation of gene expression. The record is from RefSeq and is a predicted model, not a curated record. The transcript is spliced from 8 exons. Gene Ontology annotation, molecular function: mRNA binding.
CAGGGUGGCAGUUGAAGAAUGCGGAAGCAUUCGGUGCGGCGGGCGAGAAACAAAGAGGAAACUGGGGCGAGUUAGCGAGGGCCUCCUUCUCUAUCUUUUGAUUCUUCUGGCGAAUGGUCUGAGAGAGCGGUAGACGAGGAAGACGUCUUCUCCUCAUUCCCACCCUCCUCCACCCUCCGCCGCCUCCGCUUUCGCUUCCGCUUCCGCCUCCGCCACCGCUCGCAAUGGAGUCCCCCAAGCAGCACCGCGAUUCAUCCCCCGAUACUGCUCCCCGCCGUUCGCAUCCCCCCAGAUCUCCAACCGCAGGGGAUGAGGAGAAGCAAACCCACAUAAGAAUUCUUGUAUCUAACACAGCAGCUGGUUGUAUCAUUGGCAAGGGUGGAUCUACGAUAUCUGAAUUUCAGUCACAAUCGGGAGCUCGUAUUCAAUUGUCACGUAAUCAUGAAGUUUUUCCAGGAACAUCAGAUAGAAUACUAUUGAUUUCUGGGGCACUUGGAGAUGUAAUAAAGGCUAUGGAAUUGAUCCAGGAAAAAUUGCUUAGCGAGUUGGAAGAUGGCAAUGAUGCUGAAGGUAGAUCAAAAGUCAGGCUUAUUGUUCCUAAUAGCUCAUGUGGUGCUCUAAUUGGAAAAGGAGGUUCAACUAUAAAGUCAUUUAUAGAAGAAUCAAGGGCUGGUAUCAAGAUAUCUCCUCAGGAUAAUAAUGCCGGCCUAAAUGAUAGGCUAGUUACUUUGACGGGAUCUUUUGAAGAACAAAUGCGUGCAAUCUUUUUGAUAUUGUCAAGAUUAAUAGAAGAUGCUCACUAUCCACAGACAUUGAACUCACCUUACCAAUAUUCAGGUAUUAAUUUUCCUGGUGUUCCUGUUGGAUAUAUGAUUCCUUCUGUAGCAUACAGUCCUGUGACUUACAGACCAAAUGGGUCUGGAGGAAAGUAUUCAAAUAACAAGAUGCAGGGUGCAGCUUCACCUGCUGUUUUGCAUCCAUCACGGUCACCUGGGAGGCCUCUUGAAGCCCAGAGUAAUUCAGUGACAAUUGGAAUUGCUGAUGAGCAUAUUGGUGCUGUUGUUGGCCGUGGAGGAAGGAACAUAAUGGAGAUCAGUCAGGUUAGUGGGGCCAGGAUCAAGAUAUCAGAUAGAGGUGAUUUCAUUUCUGGCACGUCGGAUAGGAAAGUAACUAUUACUGGAUCACCUGAAGCAAUCGGGAUUGCUGAGUCCAUGAUCAUGCAAAAAGUUUCUUCCAACACAGACGGUUGAUCACGAGGACGAAGGAAUUUCAAUUUUGCUGCAUGACCCUGAGUCUGUGUGCGAGUUGCUUUGGUGAGAGUAUCUAUCUUAUUUCGAGGCUAGAUUUUCUUUUGUUAUGCCUGUAAUUUUUAAUUAUCAUCAACGUAUUUGUAACUGCCUGAUUUGUCCUUUGUUAUUGGAGUAGUUCACAAUUACUUUUGAUUGAA